GAAUAAAAACUCAAAUAAAACUAUAUAAAUAUGAAUUUAGUUAUUAAAUAAAUUGUGCACCCAACAAAAGACUGCGGCUCCCGCACACCCAACAAUAUGAUGUCCCAUCUACACAUGGCCCUGUCACUGCUCCUCUAUUUUCUCCUGUGCUUGAGUCGCGUUCAAUGUAGAACUGCCAAACGCUCCGAUGUCUAUAUAGCGGGCUUCUUUCCUUAUGGUGAUGGAGUGGAGAACUCCUACACAGGCCGCGGAGUAAUGCCAAGUGUUAAGUUGGCGCUGGGACAUGUUAACGAGCAUCCACAGAUCCUCACCAACUACAGGCUGCACAUGUGGUGGAAUGAUACUCAGUGCAAUGCUGCUGUUGGUGUCAAAUCCUUUUUCGACAUGAUGCACUCGGGUCCCAACAAGGUAAUGCUCUUUGGCGCCGCCUGCACCCACGUCACCGAUCCUAUAGCGAAGGCCAGUAAGCAUUGGCAUCUGACCCAGCUGAGCUAUGCGGACACUCAUCCCAUGUUCACCAAGGAUGCGUUCCCCAAUUUCUUUCGCGUUGUGCCCUCGGAGAAUGCAUUUAAUGCGCCACGCUUGGCGCUUCUCAAGGAGUUCAAUUGGACCCGGGUGGGCACCGUCUAUCAGAAUGAGCCACGUUAUUCGUUACCACACAACCAUAUGGUAGCCGAUCUAGAUUCCAUGGAACUGGAGGUUGUGGAGACUCAGAGUUUUGUCAACGAUGUCGCCGAGUCGCUGAAGAAGCUACGCGAAAAGGAUGUGCGCAUCAUUUUGGGCAAUUUCAAUGAGCACUUUGCGCGAAAAGUCUUUUGCGAGGCAUUCAAAUUGCAGAUGUAUGGACGUGCCUAUCAGUGGCUGAUUAUGGCCACAUAUACAACGGAUUGGUGGAACAUCACCCAGGACAGCGAGUGCAGUGUCAAGGAGAUCGCCACGGCGCUGGAGGGUGCCAUAUUGGUGGAUCUGUUGCCCCUGUCGACGAGUGGAGACAUUACGGUUGCCGGCAUUACUGCGGAUGAGUAUCUGAUUGAGUAUGAUAGAUUGCGUGGCACAGAAUACUCUCGCUUCCAUGGAUACACCUACGAUGGGAUCUGGGCCGCCGCCUUGGCCAUACAGUAUGUGGCGGAGAAACGUGAGGAUUUGCUCACACACUUUGAUUAUCGUGUCAAGGAUUGGGAAAACAUAUUCCUCGAGGCAUUGCGCAAUACCUCCUUCGAGGGCGUAACGGGUCCUGUUCGCUUCUAUAAUAAUGAGCGCAAGGCGAACAUUUUGAUUACCCAACUACAAUUGGGUCAAAUGGAGAAGAUUGGGGAAUACCAUUCGCAGCAGGCGCAUCUGGACAUGACACUGGGCAAGCCGGUGCGUUGGGUGGGUAAAACGCCUCCAAAGGAUCGCACGGUCAUCUACAUCGAGCACAGUCAGGUUAAUCCAACCAUAUACAUUGUGUCGGCAAGCGCCUCAGUUAUUGGCGUGAUUAUUGCCACCGUUUUUCUCGCCUUCAACAUCAAGUAUCGCAAUCAACGCUACAUCAAGAUGUCUAGUCCGCAUUUGAACAAUUUGAUCAUCGUCGGCUGCAUGCUGACCUAUCUGAGCAUCAUAUUCCUUGGCCUGGAUACCACCUUGAGUAGUGUGGCUGCUUUUCCGUAUAUUUGCACAGCCCGUGCUUGGAUUUUAAUGGCUGGAUUUAGUUUGGCAUUUGGCGCCAUGUUCUCGAAAACGUGGCGCGUCCAUUCCAUCUUUACAGACUUGAAGCUCAACAAGAAGGUGAUCAAGGACUAUCAACUGUUUAUGGUUGUGGGCGUUCUGCUGUUCAUUGACAUAGCGAUUAUAACCACCUGGCAAAUAGCCGAUCCAUUCUAUCGUGAGACUAAGCAGCUAGAACCAAAACACCACGAGAAUAUAGAUGAUGUGCUGGUUAUACCCGAGAAUGAGUAUUGCCAAUCGGAGCACAUGACAAUAUUUGUUAGCAUUAUCUAUGCAUAUAAGGGCUUGCUACUGGUUUUUGGUGCCUUCUUGGCCUGGGAAACCCGGCAUGUCUCGAUACCAGCCCUAAAUGACUCCAAGCAUAUUGGUUUCUCCGUUUAUAAUGUGUUCAUUACUUGCAUUGCCGGCGCUGCGAUAUCGCUGGUCUUAUCGGAUCGCAAAGAUUUAGUUUUUGUCUUACUCUCGUUUUUUAUCAUUUUUUGUACGACAGCCACUUUGUGUUUGGUGUUCGUACCGAAAGUAAGACUGGUACUCGUCGAAUUGAAACGCAAUCCGCAGGGCGUGGUGGACAAGCGAGUGAGAGCCACUCUGCGUCCCAUGUCCAAGAAUCGUCGGGAUUCAUCGGUUUGUGAGCUGGAGCAGCGAUUGCGGGAUGUGAAGAAUACCAAUUGUCGCUUCCGCAAAGCGCUGAUGGAGAAGGAGAACGAGCUGCAGGCGCUGAUCCGUAAGCUGGGACCGGAGGCGCGUAAGUGGAUCGAUGGUGUUACUUGUACAGGUGCCACCACCGACAUGGAGCCCAUACUGAGCGAGGACAAGGCAAGACUAUCGGCGCCACCAGUUCGACGAGAGAUGCCCAGCACCACAGUUACCGAGCUGACAUCCGUCGAUAGCAUCACCUCCACCCAUGUCGAAAUGGACAAUUCAUUUGUCUCCGUGCAGUCCACAACUGUAGCGCCCUCAUUGCCACCCAAAAAGAAGAAACAGUCAAUUGUGGAGCAUCAUGCGCCUGCCUUGAUGCAACCCAUACAGCAGCAACUCCAGCAGCAUCUGCAGCAGCAACAACAAAUGCAACAGCAACAACAACAGCAGCAGCAGCAACAACAGCAGCAACAACUGCAGCAGCAGCAGCAGCAGCAGCAACAUCAACAUCAUCGACAUUUGGAAAAGCGCAAUUCGGUAUCGGCCCAAACUGAUGCCAAUAUUGGUAGCAUUACGAGCAGUGCCGGAAAACGUACCCCAAGCGACUGUGUUGCAAUGAGGGAGCGACGACAAUCAACUGCCUCCAGGCACUAUGACAGCGGCAGUCAGACGCCCACUGCGAAGCCAAAGUACAGCAGCACACAUCGCAACUCAUCCACGAAUAUAUCCACCUCACAAUCGGAGCUGAGCAACGUUUGUCCGCACAGCAAGCCUGGAACGCCAGGACUAAUGAAAACACCCACUGCCUCGGACCAUCGUCGCACGAGCAUGGGCUCCGCUCUCAAGUCGAACUUUGUUGUGUCGCAAAGUGACCUGUGGGACACACACACGCUUUCCCACGCCAAGCAGCACUCGAGGCAAUCGCAGCGCACCUACGCGAGUCCGCAGCGCUGCUCGGAGCAUGGACACGUGAUGUCCUAUGAGCAGAGCACCACCUCGCCCAUACAGCGCUCCGUCUCCGAGAAGAAUCGCAACAAGCAUCGACCGAAGCCGCAGAAAGGCACCGUCUGCCAGAGCGAGACGGACAGCGAGCGGGAAAGGGAGCCAACACCGACUGUGCAACAGCAGUGCACACAGCCACGCAAAUUUACGCGCAACUCGAACAUUCAACAUGCGGCACAUCAUCACAGUUCGCCGAAUGUGGCGCCGGAUAAACAGAGGAAGCAUCGCAACAAAACCGAUCAUUCCAUUUAUGGCGCCAGCUCCGAGACGGAACUGAUCGAAGGCGAGACAGCCAUAUUGCCCAUAUUCCGCAAGCUUCUGACCGAAAAGAGUCCCAACUAUCGUGGCCGCAGUGUCGUUGGCCAGAGCUGUCCGAAUAUAUCCAUAAAAUGCGAUAUCGUUGAAUACUUAUAAGCGGAUUUGAAAACUCUGCAGCUUUUAGCCCCUAGUUUGAUUUGUGUAGUUUGGGUCAAAAAUUCCUCAUUCUCUUAAUGCAUACUAAAUGUGCAGCAGGAAACACAAUUUCGUAAAUUGCUAGCACCUAUUAUAUAUUGAGAUACAUAGUUGAGAAUUAAAAUA
Molecule: messenger RNA, 3927 nt
Organism: Drosophila grimshawi
Lineage: Eukaryota; Metazoa; Arthropoda; Insecta; Diptera; Drosophilidae
Gene: GABA-B-R2
Product: gamma-aminobutyric acid type B receptor subunit 2
Exons: 12
Coding region: 97-3762 (1221 amino acids)
Biological process (GO): gamma-aminobutyric acid signaling pathway; G protein-coupled receptor signaling pathway
Cellular component (GO): membrane; G protein-coupled receptor heterodimeric complex
Molecular function (GO): G protein-coupled GABA receptor activity
Source: RefSeq, a predicted model, not a curated record